AUGAAGUACGCCUUCGCCACCCUCUGCCUUGUUGGCGCAACAUUUGCCAGCGCCAUUGCAGAACCUGCUGCCAACGCCGAGGCGAAACUUGUCCGCAACGGCGGCAAGAAUGGCUUCUGCGGUCCCCGCGGUGUCUCCUGCGCACGAUCUGUCGAUCCCGAAAUCGAGGCUCGCGACGCUGAGCCGAAACUUGUCCGUGGCGGCGGCAAGAAUGGCUUCUGCGGUCCCCGUGGAGUGUCUUGCGCUCGUUCCGUCGCAACUUGCGGAAUUCCCGGAUCUCCCUGCGCUCGUCUGAAGCGUUCCGCCGACGCCGUCGCCGAAGCUUUCGCUCUCGCCGAGGACCACACCAAGCGUGGUGUCUGUGGUGCCCCUGGUGUCGCCUGCCACAAGGCCCGCCGCUCCAUCUUGGAGGUCGGUGAUGCCGUUGAGGAGGCUGUUACCAGCAUCUACGCGCGUGAGGCCGACGCUGAGGCCGGACUUGUCCGCGGUAAGGGCAGGAACGGUUUCUGCGGUCCCCGUGGAGUCUCUUGCGCACGCAGAGUCAAGCGUGAUGCCGUCACCGAGGCACACGCCAACGCUGAGGCGGUCAAGCUCGUUCGUGGAAAGAACGGAUUCUGCGGUCCCCGUGGCGUCUCCUGCGCCAAGACCAAGCGUGAUGCUGAGGCCGGACUUGUCCGUGGUAAGGGCAGGAACGGUUUCUGCGGUCCUCGCGGCGUCUCCUGCGCAAAGGUCAAGCGUGAUGCGGAGGCCGAUGCCGAGGCCGUCKCUGAGGCCGGACUUGUCCGUGGUAAGGGCAGGAACGGUUUCUGCGGUCCCCGUGGUGUCUCCUGCGCCAAGGCGAAGCGUGAUGCUGAGGCCGAUGCUGAGGCCGACGCCGAGGCUAUCAAGCUCGUCCGUCAAGGAAAGGGCUUCUGCGGUCCCCGUGGCGUAUCUUGCGCCAAGGUCAAGCGCGACGAGGAGGACGAUGAAAUCCUCGAGGUUCGCGAUGCCGCUGCCGACCCCGUGAGACUGGUUCGCGGAAAGAACGGUUUCUGUGGUCCCCGAGGUGUCUCCUGCGCCAAGGCCAAGCGUGACGCCGAUGCAGAGGCGGAGGCCAUCUCCGAGGAGCAGGCCAACCUUGCCCGCUCCAUCGAUGCGGCGGAGCCCGAAUUCUUCAAGCGUGUCCGCGAUGCCGACAACGGUGAGGGUACCGCUCUCCGUGAGGCCCACGCCGCAUUCAUGUCCAUCAAGCGUGACGCCGAGGCCAUCACUGAGGACACCACUCCUUUCGAGCUCCUCUCCAUCUGCGAAGACUACGACUGUGACGAGGAAACCGUCUCUACCAUUGCCGCCCGCGCCAUGGGUCAGUUCGACGAGCGUGAGGCCGAGGCAUGCAACGCACCCGGUGGUGCUUGCGACAUUGCCAAGCGCCAGCUUGCCGACAUUGAGGCCAAGCUCACUGCUGCUGUUGAGGCUCUCUAA
Ramularia collo-cygni is the source of this 1461-nucleotide messenger RNA. RefSeq lists its product as uncharacterized. The record is from RefSeq and is a predicted model, not a curated record. The coding region runs from base 1 to 1461 and encodes 486 amino acids. The transcript has a single exon. NCBI's taxonomy places the organism in Eukaryota, Fungi, Ascomycota, Dothideomycetes, Mycosphaerellales, Mycosphaerellaceae.